Messenger RNA from Vombatus ursinus (common wombat), 1407 nucleotides. It is a transcript of the gene TINAG, whose product is annotated as tubulointerstitial nephritis antigen. The record is from RefSeq and is a predicted model, not a curated record. Lineage: Eukaryota; Metazoa; Chordata; Mammalia; Diprotodontia; Vombatidae. Gene Ontology annotation, molecular function: cysteine-type peptidase activity. Bases 1 to 1407 code for a protein of 468 amino acids. The transcript has 11 exons. Gene Ontology annotation, cellular component: lysosome. Gene Ontology annotation, biological process: proteolysis.
AUGUGGACCUGGUACAAAAUAUUAAUUUUCUUUUACCUUACAACAGAAAUUUGGAUGGAAAAGCAAUUUGUCUCCUGGAGAGGUAUGAACCUACAAGCAUAUUCAACUGGGAAUUUUACCAAUUUGGAAAGAACAAGAUUUAGAAGAGCCCUUUAUAAGGGACAUUACUGUAGGACUCGUGGUUGUUGUGAAGACAGAAAUGAUGACUGUGUAACUCAUUUCUAUGAGGCAAAUGCCAUGUGUUACUGUGAUAAAUUCUGUGAAAGGGAAAAUUCUGAUUGCUGUCCUGAUUACAAGUUCUUUUGCCAAGAAGACAAUCUGUAUCAAAAAGGUUGCCUCAGAGAUGGUCGACAUUAUGAGGAAGGAUCUGUAAUUAAAGAAAACUGCAAUGACUGCACAUGCUCAGACCAGCAGUGGCGAUGCUCCCAGCGAGUAUGCCUUGUUCGUCCAGAAUUAAUUGAAAACGUCAAUACUAGAGAUUAUGGAUGGACGGCUCAUAAUUACAGUCAAUUCUGGGGAAUGACUUUAGAAGAAGGCUACAAAUUUCGCCUUGGCACCUUGCCUCCUUCUCCUACACUUCUGCGCAUGAAUGAAGUAACAGUCACUUUGCCUUCAAAGAUUGAUCUUCCAGAAUUUUUUAUCUCCUCCUACAAGUGGCCCGGAUGGACUCAUGACCCAUUGGAUCAAAAAAACUGUGCUGCAUCCUGGGCAUUUUCUACUGCAAGUGUGGCAGCUGAUCGAAUAGCAAUUCAGUCCAAUGGUCGCUACACAGCCAAUCUAUCCCCUCAGAAUUUGAUUUCUUGCUGUGUCAAGAAUCGGCAUGGAUGCAAAGGAGGGAGCAUUGACAAAGCUUGGUGGUACCUGAGAAAACGUGGGUUGGUAUCUCAUGCAUGCUACCCACUUUUUAAGGACCAAAUCUUCAACAACAAUGGCUGUGACAUGGCAAGUCGAUCUGAUGGACGGGGCAAAAGGCAUGCCACAAAACCGUGUCCAAACAGCAUAGAGAAAUCUAAUCGAAUAUAUCAGUGCUCUCCUCCAUAUAGAGUCUCUUCCAAUGAAACUGAAAUAAUGAAAGAAAUCAUGCAGAAUGGACCAGUACAAGCAAUAAUGCAAGUCCAUGAAGAUUUCUUCCAUUACAAAACAGGGAUAUAUAGGCAUGUCAACAGCAUAAAGGAUGAAUCAGAAAAAUACAGAAAUCUAAGCACACAUGCAGUCAAACUCACUGGAUGGGGGGUACUCAGAGGAGCACAAGGAAGAAAAGAAAAAUUUUGGAUUGCUGCCAAUUCCUGGGGAAAGUCAUGGGGAGAGAAUGGAUAUUUCAGGAUUCUUCGCGGUGUGAAUGAGUCUGACAUUGAAAAGUUGAUUAUUGCUGCUUGGGGCCAUUUGACGAGUUCAGAUGAAUCAUAA